UUCUGAAUCUGAAUUAUGAGGCGCAGCGUGAAGCGGCGUCGGCAUGUGGACGGCGCUGCUGCUGUCGGCAGCGAUGGCGGCGGCGGGCGCGGCCUGCUGGUUCCUGCGGCGCAGCGCGUCCCACUGGGCGCGGCGCGGGCUGCCCUACCUGCGGCCGCACCUGCUGCUCGGCAACGCGGCCGGCUUCGCGCUCAACCGGCAGACCUGCGGCCAGGUGUUCGGCGAGCUGUACGCGCGCCUGCGCGGCCACCCGCUGGCCGGCAUCUUCCUGCUGUGGCAGCCGGCGCUGCUGGUGCGCGACCCCGCCAUCGCGGGCCGCGUGCUCGUCCGAGACUUCGAGUGCUUCCGGGACCGCGGCCACCGCGCCUCCGACCCCAUGCUGCAGGACCUCUUCUUCCUCAGGGGCGACCGCCGCUGGAGGACCCUCAGGGACAGCCUCGAGCCGGGGUUCGGACCGAAAGGCGCCAGGCACGUGUUCUUCCUGCUGGACGAGAUGGCACAACGUCUUUUGAAGGUGCUGGAGGCUCCAGCAGAGCGGCUCCUGGAGCUGGACGUCUACGACCAGAUGCACCGUUUCGUCAUCGACACUGUGGGGACGUGCGCUUUCGGCGUGGAGUUCGAGUCCAUGCUGAACUACGACUGCUUCGUCGUGAGGAAGACGAGGCGAAUGGCCAGCGGCUCGCUCCUCAGAAGGCUCAGAAAGUACGGACCCUGGUUCUGGCGGUGCCCGACGCGGCCAGGGCGAUGGGCGUCGGCUUCCUGCGCUCCGGCGACGCCGACGUCUUCCGCUGGCUGACGGCAGAGAUCGUGGCGCACCGCCGCCGCCACAACGUGCGCCGCAACGACCUCAUGCAGCUGCUGAUGGCGCUCGCCGCCAAGGAGGACGCCGGGGACUCCCCACAGUCCGACUUCGGCGGCGACAUGCUGGCGUCGCAGGUGAUGAUGCUGCUGAUGCUGGGCCGCCACAAGGUGGCCGCCACGCUCGCCUUCUGCCUGCACCAGCUGGCCGUCCACCACGAGGUGCAGACGCGGGCUCGGCUCCAGGUGGACACCGCGCUGCGCAGGCACGGGAAGGAGCUGAGCCUGGAGGCGCUCGCAGACAUGCCCUACCUCGACAUGGUGCUCUCAGAGACGCUGCGGCUGCACCCGCCCAUGUCCAACCUGUCGCGCAGCUGCACGGCGCCCUACACCUUCCCCGGCACGACGCGCCUGGGGGACGGCGCGCUGCACCUGCAGCCUGGCGAGGCGCCGCUGCACAUCCCCAUCUGCGCUCUCCACCGCGACCCCGGCUACUUCCCGCAGCCCGAGCGCUUCGACCCCGAGCGCUUCGGCCCGGACCAGCUGGAGCGCCAGACGCCCUUCUCCUACCUGCCGUUCGGCGCGGGGCAGCGCUCGUGCCUCGGAGAGCGGCUGGCCCUCCUGCUGAUGAAGACGACCUUAGCGCGGCUGCUAUCCCGCUACGAGCUGUUCCAAAGCCCGAGAACAGAGUACCCUGCGCCCAUAGACCCGCGUCUGCUGUUGCUGCACCCCAAAGGUGGACUCUGGGUCAGGAUCUCCAACAGGCACUGGCUACCAUUAGCUAGGAAGCGAUCGGCAAGUGUUUCGGCGGUCCAGCCGGAGACAGGCAUGCCGGCCGCCUACUGGCCACUGUGUGACGUCAGCUGGGUGACGGCCGCGCUGCUCGGCCUGGCCCUCGCGCUGCUGGUGGCCGACGCGCACGUGGCCCGCGGCUACUGGCGCCGGAUGGGCGUGGCGCAGGCCACCUCCCGGCUCUUCCUGGGGCACGCCAAGGACCUGCUGCUGGGCACCACGCACCUCUGCGGCGUCAUGGACGAGGUGUACCGCCAGCUGGAAGGGCAGCCCUACGGGGGCUUCUACAUGGUGGGCAGGCCGUGCCUCAUGCUGCGAGACCCCGACCUCGUCUGGAAAGUGAAGCACGACUCCAGCCACUACUCCCUCAGGGGCGCCCGUAUAAAAGGCAAUGCUAUGGAUCCCAUUUCGAGGAACCUGUUGGAUGUUGAUGACCGCCACUGGCGCGAGAUCAUGGGACAUCUAACGAAGGCCUUCGUAACGGAGAAGACGCGGAAGGUGUCCUUCCUACUGGAAGAGUGCGGCCUACGCAUGCAGAACGCGCUGUCGCAGCGGAUAGAAGAUGUCGGCUGGAGAGACUUGGACCUCAUGUGCGUCUGCUCGCGGUUCGCCACCGAUGCCAUAGGCUGCUGCGCCUUCGGCAUCGAAUGCGGCGCCAUCGAUGACCCGCGCUCAAAGUUCCUCCUCUUAUCACACGAGGCUGUGUUUAUCAACCGGUGGCAAAAUUUCGCAGACGUCAUGUCGCUAUGGCAGCCGCACAUUGUCAGCGUUCUGCGCCCAGACAUAUUGUCACGUGAUACGUACGAGUUCUUCAGGGAUGUCGCUUUGGACAUUCUUCGCUACAGGCGAGACAACAAACUGUGCCGAGACGAUAUGAUGAAUGAGCUGCUGAAAGUGAGGCUAAAUGGUCUCAAGUCUGUUCAAAAUAUCAACACAGAGUUCUCGGACGACUCCCUGGUGGCGUACGUGUUCGCCACGUUCGGCUUCUCACUGGAGAUGCUGGCCAGCACCCUGAGCUUCUGCCUGUACGAGCUGUCGCUGGACACCGAGGUGCAGACGCGGGCCCGCCAGCAGGUGGACGCGGCGCUGAGAGCACGCGGCGGCAGGCUCAGCUACGAGGCCGUCCAGGAGAUGACCUACCUCGACAUGGUGCUCAGCGAGACGCUGCGGCUGUACCCGGUGAUGGCCGGCGCGUACCUGGAGGAGUGCACGCAGACGCACCGCCUCAGCGGCCCUGGAGGCUCCAGCGUCGUGGUGGAGGCGGGCACCCACGUCGUUGCGCCGCUCUUCUCGCUCCAGAGGGACCCGCGACACUUCCCGGAGCCUCUGCGGUUCAUUCCGGAGCGCUGGAGCCCGGAGAACAGCGCGGGGCGACACCCGGGCGUCUACAUGCCCUACGGAGCGGGCCAGCGUCGCUGCGUGGCUGAAAUCUUCUCGAAGACGACGAUGAAGUUCGGCCUGGCAUCGCUGCUCGCCCAGUUCGAGCUGAGCCGGUGUUCUCGGACUCCGGAGCGCCCGCCGAGAGCUCACCCGCUAGCGCGGCUGCUGGUUCCAGCCGAACCUCUGCGCGUCCGAGUGUCGCGCCGCACCUGGUUCGCCUACGACGAGUGAGUGCUGACUCGCCUGCUGACGUGUCUCCAGCAUCUCUGUGCACCACUCCUCUGCGGCACACGCACACAGCACACCUGGAACUGACCCGUGGGAUCCCAGGUGCUGACUCACCUACUGACACCUGCAGUACCUGU
Schistocerca americana (American grasshopper) is the source of this 3335-nucleotide messenger RNA. RefSeq lists its product as uncharacterized. The transcript has 13 exons. Gene Ontology annotation, molecular function: monooxygenase activity; oxidoreductase activity, acting on paired donors, with incorporation or reduction of molecular oxygen; heme binding. The record is from RefSeq and is a predicted model, not a curated record. NCBI's taxonomy places the organism in Eukaryota, Metazoa, Arthropoda, Insecta, Orthoptera, Acrididae. Bases 16 to 3201 code for a protein of 1061 amino acids.